GGGCCUCGCCGGCACCGUCAAGUAGCCAGGGGGACCGGCCGGCGCGACUGGGAGCGGGUGGGCGGCCGAGAGGCCGGAGCCGCGCGGCCGCAGGACCUGGAGCUCCGGCUGCGUCUGCCCGCAGUGCUACCCGCCAUGCGCCUGCCGCGCCGGGCCGCGCUGGGGCUCUUGUCGCUUCUGCUGCUGCUGCUGCCCGCGCCGGAGGCCGCCAAGAAGCCGACGCCCUGCCAGCGGUGCCGGGGGCUGGUGGACAAGUUUAACCAGGGGUUGGUGGACACCGCAAAGAAGAACUUUGGCGGCGGGAACACGGCUUGGGAGGAAAAGACGCUGUCCAAGUAUGAGUCCAGCGAGAUUCGCCUGCUGGAGAUUCUGGAGGGGCUGUGCGAGAGCAGCGACUUCGAAUGCAACCAGAUGCUGGAGGCACAGGAGGAACACCUGGAGGCCUGGUGGCUGCAGCUGAAGAACGAGUAUCCUGACUUAUUCGAGUGGUUUUGUGUGAAGACGCUGAAACUGUGCUGCUCUCCAGGAACCUACGGUCCUGACUGUCUCGCGUGCCAGGGUGGGUCCCAGAGGCCCUGCAGCGGGAAUGGCCACUGCAGCGGAGACGGCAGCAGACAGGGUGACGGGUCCUGCCGGUGCCACGUGGGGUACCAGGGCCCACUGUGCACUGACUGCAUGGACGGCUACUUCAGCUCGCUCCGGAACGAGACCCACAGCGUCUGCACAGCCUGCGACGAGUCCUGCAAGACGUGCUCGGGCCCGACCAACAGAGACUGCGGCGAGUGCGAAGUGGGCUGGGUGCUGGACGAGGGCGCCUGCGCGGACGUGGACGAGUGUGCGGCCGAGACACCCCCCUGCAGCGCCGCACAGUUCUGUAAGAAUGCCAACGGCUCCUACACGUGCGAAGCACCUGUCGGUGUUUUCCACCCAGCAGCUUGUCUUGUGUCCUGUGGUUUCUCCAUCAUGUUCAUGAUUUUGGAGCAUGCCAUUGUUUCAUACGUUUAAAACAAUGUCUAUUGCUGGACGUUUACGUCAUAACAAUUUUUCAACUGUUACGAACUGUGAAUACUCUUGAAGGUAAAACUUUUCACAUUCCUUAUGAUUUUCUUUGGAUUAAUUUCCAAAUUGCUCAGUCAAGGAAAUGUGUCUUUUAGGGCCAUAGUGCCCCAGAAGAGUUGUGCCGAUCCCCAGUCCCAGCAGCAGGAAGGAGCCUCUGUGACAGCCCCGGGCAGUUUUCACUGUUGGGAGUGCAGACAGCAGGACCCUCAGUGAGCCACUACACUGGAAGCCAUGCUAGAGGCUCCCCAGCGUGUGGGGGUCCAACGCCGGCUCCCCGGCGUGGGGGGUCCCAUGCUAGAGGCUUCCCAGCGUGUGGGGGUCCAAUGCCGGCUCCCCGGCGUGUGGGGGUCCCAUGCUAGAGGCUCCGCGGCGUGUGGGGGUCCAACGCCGGCUCCCCGGCGUGUGGGGGUCCCAUGCUAGAGGCUCCCCAGCGUGUGGGGGUCCCAUGCUAGAGGCUCCCCGGUGUGUGGGGGUCCCAUGCUAGAGGCUCCCCAGCAUGUGGGGGUCCGACACCGGCUCCCCGGCGUGUGGGGGUCCGAUGCCAGCUCCCCGGCAUGUGGGGGUCCCAUGCUAGAGGCUCCCCGGCGUGUGGGGGUCC
Cercocebus atys (sooty mangabey) is the source of this 1657-nucleotide messenger RNA. RefSeq names its product cysteine-rich with EGF-like domains 2 (gene CRELD2). The record is from RefSeq and is a predicted model, not a curated record. Bases 136 to 1005 code for a protein of 289 amino acids. Gene Ontology annotation, molecular function: calcium ion binding. The transcript is spliced from 8 exons. NCBI's taxonomy places the organism in Eukaryota, Metazoa, Chordata, Mammalia, Primates, Cercopithecidae.